UGUGCGUGUGUUUGAGGAAGGGGUCUGGCAGGGAAGCUGAGGAGGACCACGGAUCGGAGAGCAGAAGAAGAAGCAGCAGCAAUAGCAUCUUCCGAGGAAGAAGAAGAAGGGUCCUCAUCCAACGAUUCUGCAUCUUUACCAGCCGUUUAGGACUUGUUGUUUCUUCUCUGACCUCAUCUUACUUGACGGACCCACCAGCCCAUCAUCAUGAACUACCUUCGCCGGCGCCUGUCAGACAGCAGCUUUGUGGCCAACCUGCCCAAUGGCUACAUGGUGGAUCUGCAGAGGCCAACCCCACCAGGAUCAUCUACUUCGUCCCCUGCCUCCCCAGCCACAGAGAGGCGUCAGCCCCCAAGCCUCCAGAGCCUGACCCCAAGUUCAGGUACAGGUUCAGGCCCAGCCUCGGCCUCGGCCUCAGCAGUGGGCUCAGGGAGCUUUCUCAGCUCCUUCUCCAGUGUGGUGAAGAGUGCACAGAUGGCCCAGAAUGUCGCAGCUGCUGCACACGCUAAAUCGGCUGCAGCUACAGCCACUGAAGGUGCCCCUGCAGGAGGCAGUCAGCCUGCCAAGCCUGUGAUACGCAAGCCCAAGAUCCUGCUGGUGAUUGAUGAUCAGCACACUGACUGGGCCAAAUAUUUUCGGGGGAAGAAGCUGAACGGAGAAUAUGAGAUCCGAGUUGAGCAGGCGGAGUUCUCAGAGAUCAAUCUGGCUUCUUACGUCAACUCAGGCUGUAUGGUGGACAUGCAGGUCAACAAAGGGGGCUCCAAAGUUGUCAGGUCUCUUAAGCCAGACUUUGUCCUGAUUCGCCAACACGCCUACAGCAUGAUUCCCGGCGAGGACUUCAGGAACAUUGUGAUCGGCUUGCACUUUGGUGGUGUCUCGAGCGUCAACUCUCUCUUCUCUAUAUACAAUUUCUGCAGCAAACCUUGGGUGUUUUCUCAAAUGAUUAAGCUCUACCACUCCCUCGGUCCGGAGAAAUUCCCCCUGAACGAACAAACCUUCUACCCAACCCACACACAAAUGAUUACAACCCCUUCAUUUCCUGUGGUAGUCAAGAUGGGACAUGCUCAUGCUGGCAUGGGAAAGAUUAAAGUGGAAAACCAACAGGACUUCCAGGACAUCACCAGCGUGGUGGCCCUGGCUGGAACCUAUGCCACUACCGAGCCCUAUGUCCAGUCAAAAUAUGACAUCCGCAUCCAGAAGAUUGGCAACAACUACAAGGCUUACAUGAGAACAUCAAUUUCUGGCAACUGGAAGGCCAACACGGGCUCUGCCAUGUUGGAACAGAUCGCGAUGACGGACAGAUAUCGCAUGUGGGUGGACUCCUGUGCUGAGAUGUUUGGUGGCUUAGACAUCUGUGCCGUGAAGGCUGUCCAUGGAAAAGAUGGCAAUGACUACAUCAUUGAGGUGAUGGACAGCUCCAUGCCUCUGAUUGGUGAGCAUGUGGAGGAGGACAAACAGCUCAUUACAGAACUGGUCAUUAACAAGAUGGCCCAAUUGCUGCUGGGAGUUGUCAUACCUCAGACUUCUGCUGUGAAGACUACACAGCCCAGGCGAGGCGGACACCGCUCUGCUUCAGCCUCUCCAUCCCAGUCGGUUCAGGGGUCACCUCAGAGAGCCCGCUCUGCCACCACCUCUCCAAGCCAGGCCUUUCAGCCCGGUCCCAUCCCUGUCUCCUCUGGGCCUGGAGGUCAGAAACAGUCCCCUCAUUUGAACAAAUCCCAGUCACUGACCAACACCUUCACAGAGACAUUACGGGGAAACCUCACUGAUGACGAGGCCAAAGCCGAGACCAUCCGCAGCCUCCGCCAGUCCUUCGCCAGCCUCUUUUCUGACUAAAACCUUCUGCAGCAGCUCCCCCUGGCUUCAUGUUGGAUGUCAGGUCAAAGACUUAAAAAAAAAAAAAAAAAAAAAAGCAUCAUCUGUAAAGGAGUCUCCUCUUUCUUCCAAACUUCCGCUUUGUGUUCCUUCUUUGCAAUGAUCAAGUUGUCCAUCUGGUGCAACCUGUUGUUCUCAGAAUAUCAGUAAAACUAUCACUAGAAGGGCCAAGAGAUCCUCAGGAUCUUAGAUGAAGUUAAGAGAAGCCAGAUUUUCAAAGGUAUAUAUAGUGGUAGAUAUAGUGCCUUUCAAAAGUAGUUUUCACAUUAAAACCAAAAACUUCCAAUGUACUUUCUUUGGAUCUUCUGGGACCAAUCAACACAUGUUGCACAUAAUUGUAAGUAGGAGGAAAAUACUUUGAAAAAUGUGAUCUGAGACCAGUUACCUUCAGACGUUACCAAAUUAGUAAAUAAUGUUAACCAGUGUGUAACUUAAAUGAGGUCUUAAGCAGUUAGGUACAAUACUUCAUCCGAAUAUUGGAAAGAGUAUCUCACAACAGCAAACUUACCCUCACAUGGCCGUCCACCUAAAAAUAUUUAGAGAAUCAAACAACAGCUCCAUAGUAACUCAGAUGGACCUGCAGAGAUUUAAUGGCUCAGGUAGAAGAUUGUAAACAGGACAACUAUUAGUCAAGCACUCCAUAAAUAUGGUCUUUAUGAAAAAGUGGCAAGAAGAAAACCACUGCAGAAAGAAAGCCAGUGGAAGUGCUGUUAAAAGUUUGCCACAAGCCAUAUAAGAGACGCAGCAUACUCAGUAAAGAUGGUUCUGGCACACAUGCAAAACUUCGAGUGGAGAAAAACUACAUCCACUGUGAAACAUGGUGGUGGGAGCAUCAUGCUGUGGGUAUGCAUUUCUUCAGCAGGGAUAGGAAAGCUGGUCAGAGUUGAUGGAAGGAUGGAUGGAGAUGAAGAAAGGAGAAUAUUCAAAGUAAAGCUUUUUGAAGCUGAGAAAGAGUUGAGACUGAGGCUGAGAUUGGUCUGUCACAUAAAAUGCUAAGAAAAUACAUUGAAGUUUGUGGUUGUAACUUUACCGAAAAUAAAAUUAAACAUUUUGAGAGACGUUGUUUAUUUACAGUUUCAUAGGUCUUGCCAUAAUUGUCAUUGUACCUGUUUGUACCCUUAGAUUUAGAUCAUUUGACAAAUGUUUGGCCUUUCUAGUGGUAGAUAAGUACAGAAAAUACUCAUACUCUAGCUUGUGCUGCUUGGUAAAUUAUCGCUCUGCAUUCUCCUCUGCAACUGGUACAAUAUUCCUGUUUGUCUUUCUACAUCGUUACCCAUUUUAACUGACACAUAGCUUCCAAAUUAUUCGCAGAUGGCAAUAUUCUCAGCCACUGAAGUUCCACUUUGGUGUACUUAAACGUACUAAACUGUCACAGUUCACCAGCGGGCUCUAAAGCAAUUUAGCCAGCAGCUGCAGACCUUCUCAGACAUCUAUGUGCUGUCGACACAUACUGGUUUGUGACUCCUCUACCUUGGCCUAACUUUACCAAAGUGCUUUUUUAAUGGCAGAUAUAAACAAAACCCUCUGCAUUGGGUCAGGAAGACAGUCACAUGUUGAAUAAAAUAUGGAGUUUAGGGGUUUUUACCUGUUGCAAAUGCUGUACUGGCUUAAAGCCGUUGUCUUCCAUCACAGCUCAAAUCUUCUGCAGUUGCUCUUUAUUUUUCUGAGCUCAGUCAGUUUCACCUUUAAGCAUUUCUUAUGGUGGAUUUAUAUCAUAGCUGUUUCUGCUGGGUAUUGGUGAGCGGUGAAGGUAUGAACCUAUAAGGCUCAAAUGAGACAGAAAAGGUUCUCUUGUAUUCCAUAACGUUCCAUCUUUUCUCCCUAUUCUCUGCAGCAAAUGUCAGCUGAAUUUACAGGUGCUUUUGUUUUUUUGGUUUCUCCCGCCAAGAUUUAUCCCGUUUUGGAAUUCAAUGCCAUAAAUGGACUCAAACUGGAAAGCAGAGGCAAUCAUAACACUUUCUAAAGGGGUAUGAUUUAUUUAUAACCUAAAAUGUUUCUUGGAAAGUGAAUUGACUGAGAAAGUCUUUUUAUCUCACUGCAUGCUGCAGGUUUUCCAAGAAAGGGCCAUUCUAAAGGUCAGAUUUUUAAACAUAAUACAGUCAUUGACAUUUAACAAGUUGAAAACACAUUUGAACCCACAAUUGAAUGGCAACUUUUCUUAGAGGGCAGAUAUAAUUCUAUACAACUCCUCACCUGUUUUCAGACAUGUAGAGUAAGAUUUUAUUCAUUUCUACAUUCAAAAUCGAGAAAUAUUUAAAAGUGGGAAAGAAAACAGCGUGCACUGGGCAGUCGAGAACACAGCUGAAAGUUGUCGAAGCGUCAUGUCUCUGCAACCGGAACCGGGCUCACAAGGCAAUGGAUAACACAAUUUCCACCCAGAACAAUAGUAGUGACAGUAGCAAAGUUCUCAGCUUGAAUUUUAGUUCAUGAGGUGAGGAUUCUUAUCGUUAUUUAUUCAGUCAGGUUCAGUCUGUCUUCAAUUUUUCACAGUAGAGAAUGACAAGAGUGUGGCAAAAACUGUGAUUUGAAACAUUAAAGUUCAGGCAGCAUUCAUAUAGAUAUUGUAAUCUCUGCUCCACGUCUGACCAACAUUGUUACUCUGAUGUGUGCAAGCAUGCCUCAGCAUUUUCCUCUAAACAACUGUGUCACAAUA
Molecule: messenger RNA, 4528 nt
Organism: Girardinichthys multiradiatus
Lineage: Eukaryota; Metazoa; Chordata; Actinopteri; Cyprinodontiformes; Goodeidae
Gene: syn3
Product: synapsin III
Exons: 14
Coding region: 208-1836 (542 amino acids)
Biological process (GO): neurotransmitter secretion
Cellular component (GO): synaptic vesicle; synaptic vesicle membrane
Molecular function (GO): ATP binding
Source: RefSeq, a predicted model, not a curated record